Molecule: messenger RNA, 6812 nt
Organism: Columba livia (rock pigeon)
Lineage: Eukaryota; Metazoa; Chordata; Aves; Columbiformes; Columbidae
Gene: TPP2
Product: tripeptidyl peptidase 2
Exons: 29
Coding region: 889-3918 (1009 amino acids)
Biological process (GO): proteolysis
Cellular component (GO): cytosol
Molecular function (GO): tripeptidyl-peptidase activity; serine-type endopeptidase activity
Source: RefSeq, a predicted model, not a curated record
AAUUACAGGACUUGAAAAUGAAAACCGAGUUGAACUCUGAGGUUCACUGUAGCAUUACUUCUGGUGGGCAGUAUGCCAAACAACAGUUCUUGUCAGCAGGAGAAGCCAUAUCAGUUACUUGCACUAAAUGACCAUGAACCUCUCUGGAUCAGUGCCAUUAGGAGUUGAACCUUGCACCUCUGCACCUGAAACUGGGAGUUUCUUGUGUCUGACUGAAAGACUCCGAUUUGUUCGUUCUGGUUGUUCAAACUUUUGUGCACGUGUGAACCUGCUAUUCAGCCAGGAGGCAAAGAGCUGUAUAGUGUAGGAGCUGCACAUUGUCUUCCUGGCUAGGUUACAACUGAUGGGAAACCCAAGAUAAUUGAUAUAAUUGAUACAACAGGCAGUGGUGAUGUAACUACAUGUACCAUUGUAGAACCUAAAGAUGGAGAAAUUACUGGUCUUUCUGGAAGAACUUUAAAGAUUCCAGCAAACUGGGUAAAUCCUUCAGGCAAGUAUCACAUUGGCAUAAAAAAUGGCUAUGAUAUCUAUCCUAAAGCUCUUAAGGAGAGGAUUCAGAAAGAACGCAAGGAAAAGCUCUGGGAUCCUGUUCACAGACUGGCUCUAGCAGAGGCCUGUAGGAAACAAGAGGAAUUUGAUGCUGCUCAUAGCUCUCCCUCCCAGGUAAAUAAACUAAUAAAGGAAGAACUACAAAAUCAAGUGGAACUGUUGAAUUCUUUUGAGAAAAAAUAUAGUGAUCCUGGCCCAGUAUAUGAUUGCAUAGUAUGGAAUGAUGGUGAGACCUGGAGAGCCUGCAUAGAUACAAGUGAGAGUGGUGACUUAACUAGCUGUACAGUGCUGAGAACCUACAAAGAGGCUCAUGAAUAUGGAUCUUUUGGAACAUCUGAGAUGUUGAAUUAUUCCGUUAAUAUAUAUGAUGAUGGAAACCUCCUUUCCAUUGUGACAAGUGGAGGAGCACAUGGAACACAUGUGGCUAGUAUUGCAGCUGGGUACUUUCCAGAAGAACCAGAACGAAAUGGUGUGGCUCCUGGAGCUCAGAUUCUUGCGAUCAAGAUUGGCGAUACAAGACUAAGUACAAUGGAAACCGGCACUGGUCUAAUAAGAGCUAUGAUAGAAGCAAUAAAGUACAAAUGUGAUCUUGUCAACUAUAGCUAUGGAGAGGCAACACAUUGGCCAAAUUCUGGGAGAAUUUGUGAAGUAAUUAAUGAAGCAGUGUGGAAACACAACGUGAUCUAUGUUUCAAGUGCAGGAAAUAAUGGCCCUUGCCUUUCUACAGUAGGAUGUCCUGGUGGAACUACAUCUAGUGUAAUAGGUGUUGGUGCCUAUGUAUCGCCUGACAUGAUGGUUGCUGAAUAUUCUUUAAGAGAAAAACUGCCAGCAAAUCAAUAUACUUGGUCAUCCAGAGGGCCUAGCACUGAUGGAGCCCUUGGAGUAAGUAUCAGUGCCCCAGGAGGUGCUAUUGCUUCUGUUCCAAACUGGACUCUGCGAGGAACGCAACUCAUGAAUGGUACAUCCAUGUCUUCUCCCAAUGCAUGUGGAGGCAUUGCAUUAGUAUUGUCAGGACUCAAAGCCAAUGAUAUUCAUUACACUGUUCAUUCUGUCAGAAGAGCUUUAGAAAAUACUGCAGUGAAAGCUGAAAACAUAGAAGUAUUUGCACAAGGACAUGGUAUUAUUCAGGUUGAUAAAGCCUACGACUACCUCAUUCAGAAUUCAUCAUUCACAAAUAACGUGGGCUUUACAGUUACUGUUGGCAGCAACCGUGGAAUCUACCUCAGAGAUCCUGCCCAGAUAGCUGCACCUUCUGACCAUGGGGUUGGCAUAGAACCUGUCUUUCCUGAGAAUACAGAAAACACUGAAAGAAUAUCUCUCCAGCUUCAUUUAGCUUUAACUUCAAAUGCACCAUGGGUCCAGUGUCCUAGUCAUUUAGAGCUUAUGAACCAGUGUCGGCAUAUAAACAUCCGUGUGGAUCCACGUGGCCUGAGAGAAGGACUACACUAUACAGAGGUGUGCGGAUAUGAUAUAGCAAUGCCUAAUGCAGGCCCUCUGUUCAGAGUUCCAAUAACUGUUGUUAUACCCACAAGAGUAGAUGAAUCAUCAAGCUAUGACCUGACAUAUACAGAUGUUCAUUUUAAACCUGGUCAAAUCCGAAGGCACUUCAUUGAUGUUCCACAGGGAGCUACAUGGGCUGAAGUGACAGUAUGUUCAUGUUCAGCUGAUGUGACUGCCAAGUUUGUGCUUCAUGCUGUUCAGCUAGUGAAACAAAAAGCAUAUAGAAGUCAUGAGUUCUACAAAUUUUCAUCCUUACCAGAAAAAGGAUCAUUGACUGAAGCAUUUCCUGUCUUAGCUGGAAAAACCAUUGAAUUUUGUGUUGCUCGGUGGUGGGCAAGCCUUAGUGAUGUUAGCAUUAACUACACUAUUUCUUUCCAUGGUGUACUUUGUGCUACUCCUCAGCUAAACAUGCAUGCUUCAGAAGGCAUCGUACGCUUUGAUGUCCAGUCCCUGCUGAAGUAUGAAGAUAUUGCUCCUUGCAUAAAUCUCAAAAGCUGGGUUCAGACGCUCAGACCAGUGAGUGCAAAAAUAAAACCUUUGGGCUCCAGAGAUAUUUUACCAAAUAAUCGUCAACUGUAUGAGAUGAUUUUGACCUAUAACUUCCAUCAGCCUAAGAGUGGAGAAGUAACUCCAAGCUGUCCACUUCUUUGUGAGUUGUUGUAUGAAUCUGAAUUUGAUAGUCAACUCUGGAUUAUUUUUGACCAGAACAAAAGACAAAUGGGUUCAGGAGAUGCCUAUCCGCACCAGUAUUCUGUGAAACUGGAAAAAGGAGAUUACACUAUUCGGUUACAAAUUCGUCACGAACAGAACAGUGAGCUGGAUCGCAUCAAAGACCUUCCGUUUAUUGUUUCUCACAGGUUGUCUAGUACCUUGAGCUUAGAUAUUUAUGAAAACCAUAGCCUUGCUCUCUUAGGGAAGAAGAAAUCCAACAGUUUGACAUUACCACCAAAACACAGUCAGCCAUUCUUUGUAACAUCUCUGCCUGAUGACAAGAUACCUAAAGGAGCAGGACCAGGAUGUUAUCUUGCAGGAGCUCUUACACUGUCUAAAACAGAACUUGGAAAGAAAGCUGAUGUCCUUACGGUUCACUAUCAUUUGAUACCAUCACCAGCAAAGAGUAAAAAUGGCAGCAAAGAGAAAGAAAGAGAACAGGAAAAGGAAAAAGAUGUGAAAGAAGAAUUUGCUGAAGCUUUAAGAGAUCUGAAAAUACAGUGGAUGACCAAGCUGGAUACCAGUGACAUGUAUAAUGAGUUGAAAGAAGCGUUUCCUAAUCAUCUUCCAUUGUAUGUUGCAAGACUUCAUCAGCUGGAUUCUGAAAAGGAACGAAUGAAAAGACUUGAUGAAAUUGUUGAAGCUGCAAAUACUGUAAUCUCUCAUAUUGAUCAGACAGCGUUAGCAGUAUAUUUUGCCAUGAAGACUGAUCCCAGGCCUGAUGCAACUACUAUAAAAAAUGAAAUGGAAAAACAGAAGACUACUUUAGUGGAUGCACUUUGUCGAAAAGGAAGCGCACUAGCUGACCAACUUCUUCAUCUGCAGGCCCAACAAGGGGCUGCUUCCAGUGAUGCAGAAGGCAAAGAUGAGGAUCACGAAAGCUGCUCAGAGGCUUUGACAGAGACAUUCUGGGAAACAACAAAAUGGACCGAUCUUUUUGACAGCAAGGUUUUGACUUUUGCCUAUAAGCACGCAUUGGUAAAUAAAAUGUAUGGGAGAGGUCUGAAAUUUGCCACAAAACUUGCAGAAGAAAAGCCAACGAAAGACAAUUUGAAAAACUGCAUUCAGCUAAUGAAGUUGCUUGGAUGGACUCAUUGUGCAACUUUCACUGAAAACUGGCUUCCUGUCAUGUAUCCACCUGAUUAUUGUGUAUUCUAGAAUAUCAACAAUUGUAAUCUUCAAGUGAUUUUUAUAUGGGGCAGGACAUGAAAAUAUAAGUUUGACUUUUUAUUGGAACGCAUGCUUUCGUUACUGAAUGCUGAUUAUUAAAUUGUGUGUAUUUAUCGGUAAAGGUACCUGGGUAAGGCUUAAUACCUGUCAACCCAACUCCUGUCAUCAGGGGGUUUCCUUAUUGUGCAUCCCAUUGCUGGCAAUGGAUGUGCCAGAACUGCCAACACCAAGGAUUUGGAAUUAGGCUGGGAAGGCUUCCUGCAUGCAUGUUAGGUUCUUAACUGUUACUUUUAACGACAAACCUGUAAAAGCUCUGUAUUUUUUACAGUAAACUGAAUUUUAACAUGUUUGAUCUUUAUUUCAAUUAUAUGAAGGCCUUAAAGCUACUGCAAGAGUAGCUAAAAACUUAUUUAUUAGACUAAAGUAACGGGACAUCAUUACCUGUAUUGUUUGCAAGAGUUUACAUUUAAUUUUUUUAAGAAAAAUUCAACCUCUCAAAUUGUUACGAUGUGUAACUCGGAAUUGCUGAUGCAUAGGUGCUCUUGUAAAUCUUCAUUUUGGAGUGAUUUCAGGCAAAGUCAAAAAUCCAUGUGAAGUUGAGUAUCAGAACAGGCUGAUACAUGUAUAAAGGUGCCAGACAGUUAAAUCUUGAUCAGGUAUUGUAAAGCUAUACGUAUAUGUUUAAUAAUGUCAAAAAUGUAAAACACAGCAGAAUAAAUGUGCAAAGUUGAAGAUCAAAAAACACCAUGUGCACUCUGAUACUUUAAAAGAUUUUAUAAUUAAUAAAAAGAAAUAAUUAAGCUAAAAAUCGUAUUGGUGUCUGAAAGAGUACAGAAAUGAAAGUUGCUGAAAGAAAAUACCUUACAAACAACAGAAGUUCAGUGCAGCCCAGAAUAUCAGUGCUUUGUUAAAGCCUUUUUACUGACUGUUGCUACUAACAUUGUUCCUUCAGUGGAGUGAAAUUGGUCUGUUUGAACAGGUCGUAUGUAUCAACCAAAGACAAAUUGCUAUACGCUUUGUCAUAUCUUGUAAUGCAAAAUUCAGAUACAACUGCAACUUUACAAACAUAAAUGCACAGAAGGUGCACCGUAAUGCUUCAGAACAUUCCAAACUGCAGGGUGCUCCCAUUAAAUCAAAAUUAGUAACAAUUUCCUCUUUAAUUCUCUCUUACUGUGGCUUUAAGCAGCUUGACAUUUGAUUCUGGAAAUUCUGCUAAAAUGGUUGUGUUAAAUAUAUUGCAAAGUUUUUCCAAAAAUUCAUAGUCUGUACUGAAUCUGAAUUUAUUUGCCCAUAGUAAUACUGUUCCUGGCUUACAAAAAUACACCAUAGUUGCUAGCAGGGAGUCCAGAGCUGUAUGGUGGUACACAACAUCACUUGCCAGGAUGAAAUCAUAAUGGUGAGUUGAUACAGGAAAGUCUUCGUUGAGGCCUUCUCCCCAUACCAGUUUUCUCACUUCAGGUUUGUGCAUAUUCAUGUUUUGUGUAUUUCUUGAAAUAUUAUAUGAGAGAUUUUCAAGAACUUCAGGCAAAUCAGUAGCUGUGACAUAAGCUCCUAAAGAAAACAGGAAUUUGUGUCAAUUCAUCAGUAUGUAGUUGAACAUAUAUAUAUAUGAAACUUUAUCUACAUAAGUUCCCCAGCUUCCCCCUCACAAAUAACUAGGGUAGUUACUUUUAUUGACAAAACAGUAUUUUACAAUAAUUUUCGUUUUUAAAAAGGCAGUGACAAAGUUUACUUCAACUGUUCUUUCAUUGCCUUAAAGUGACAGUGGCAGAUCUAGAUCAUCUGUCACAAGAAAUCCAAAAGGAAAUAUAAAUUUACUAACCUAAGAGACAGGCCACAAUGGAAAGCAAGCCUGUUCCAGCACCAAUUUCCAAAACUUUUUUGUCUUUGAGGUUGAAUUGUUCUUGAUUUGUUUCCAGAUAUUGAGAUAAAGCCAGUGCCUAAAACGGUUAACACAUACAUAUAAGGGGGUAACAGGUAAGUUGCACAAAAAGUCAUUAGAUUUUUUUUUUUAUACAAGUUUUUUUAUAUAUACAAUGAAAAACACUGAAGGCUGUAACAUAAAAAUGUAACAUGGAAAGAAUUAUGAUAUGUCCUGGUUUUUAUAUUAAAAAAAGUUAAGCAGCUUAUUUUUAGGUUUAUGGCAUAUGGAUUAGCUGCACACUGUGCACGCUGUGAGUCCUCUGACAGCUCAAGGUAGGCAGUGUUUUAAUGUGAACCACACAGAACAGCAAACAAGAGGUUUAACAAUAUGGAAAGCGUAACGUUCUGGGUUAUUAUCAUAAAUGUUAUCGUUUGUUAUCACUAUCAUAAAGUAGAUUCAGGCUUUUUUUUUCAGGAUUUUUUUUUUUAAUUUGUUUGUUUUCAAAGCAGAUAUUAAAUUUAUUGAUUCAACACUUAUCUGCUGAUAAUAGUAUAAACUUUAAGAAGAAAACCAACAAACAACCACACUGAAUGGAAGUAUUGUUUAUCAAACUUUUGUAAAGGUGUCAUCAAUAGAAUACAAAUUGGCUGUUUAUAAACAACAUAAAGCGAUGCCAAAGAAACUACCUUCCCCCUGUUGUUUCUCUCCUUUAGAGUUGUGUUACUGUUACUGUUUAAACUCUUGUGCUUUUCAUAAUGCAACACUGGCUACCAGCUCUGGGAAAGCUGACAGCUAAUGAAUCACCAGUCUAAUUUGUGCAACCUCUCGAUUUUCUUGGAAAGUUUUACUAUCUGCAUUCUGACACCUGAUUAACGUGAGAACUGAUGAACUGACACUUCAAAAUAAGAUACUGUUUCACCCACCCGUACGCUUUCUUUUCAUCUAUUGUUUUGAAAUUGUCUGCCAUUUUCUGUGAGCUUUUUAAUAAAUGUGGAUCUGAAAAAUUUUGAAAUCCUAA